Alternaria conjuncta is the source of this 825-nucleotide messenger RNA. RefSeq lists its product as uncharacterized. The record is from RefSeq and is a predicted model, not a curated record. Lineage: Eukaryota; Fungi; Ascomycota; Dothideomycetes; Pleosporales; Pleosporaceae. The coding region runs from base 1 to 825 and encodes 274 amino acids. The transcript is spliced from 2 exons.
AUGUCUACGCAGGAUAUCACCAAGCCCUUCCGCUUCAUGGAUCUCCCCACGGAGUUACGCCUCAUGAUCUACAAGCGCCUGCCCCGUCAAAUCAAGCACACCGAGUUUCGCUACGUGGGUAGCUUGUUCGAGAACACAGUCGACUCAACAGUGAUCUUGGUCACACGUCACCUCCCUGUGGCUAUAAUGAGGACAAGCCGCCAGGUGCAUGACGAGGCGUACACAAUUGUCACAUCUCUCAUUCAGAAGUUCGUGACAGAGUCGCAGCCCCGGGUCAUAGGACAUGACACGCAUCUGUACGCGCUCCUUGUACUCAAAUGGCUCAUUCCAAACGAGCGGGAAGCAUAUCUGGCAGGUCAAGCUUACCGUGUAAGCGACGUCGUUCAGCGACUUGAUCUUCAACCGUGGAGCAGCGAGCGAUCCCGCGCCAUCGCAAUGUUCAUGGGCCAGGCUACACUAGCGACAAAAGCGGGCACAAGGGGUUGGAACGGAAUUAUUGCCACUGUUCGCUUCGCAGACCUCAACGAUCCCGCGCUCGGUUCCAGGCUUUACCCUCAUUCUAGGUCGAACCAAGGCGUGCCUAUUUUCACUUCUUCAGAAGCUUCUUUGCGAUCUCCUCCUCCCGGUUCAUUUGAAGGCAAGACGAUGCCCCAUAUAGAGAGGGACUUCAUGCUCGUGCAUGCUCUCAACGGCGAGAUCAAGGUUACGCCGGAGAACGUUCCCCAGAGGCCUGACUGCCCCAAGUUCUUCAAAACUGGAGAAUGGAAGCUAGAGAAUUGUAUGAGUCAGGAAGUUUGGGCUGGAGAGUGGCUGCCUUCUUCGUGA